Fusarium musae is the source of this 957-nucleotide messenger RNA. RefSeq lists its product as uncharacterized. NCBI's taxonomy places the organism in Eukaryota, Fungi, Ascomycota, Sordariomycetes, Hypocreales, Nectriaceae. The record is from RefSeq and is a predicted model, not a curated record. The transcript has a single exon. The coding region runs from base 1 to 957 and encodes 318 amino acids. Gene Ontology annotation, molecular function: N,N-dimethylaniline monooxygenase activity; flavin adenine dinucleotide binding; NADP binding.
AUGAUGGUCAAGCGCAUGCGCAAAGGACGACCAACAGACUUACUAGUCUCAUGGAGACGUCGUCAAAUCACUCAAUGGAUGGCAAAGAACAUACCUGAUUUUUACAGGUACUUAGCCGGCUGGGGAGCCAGACUUCUCUCGUCUCAGUUCUCGGAUGUGAAACUUGACCCAGAAUGGCGGAUUCAGUCAUUCCGCAACCCGACGUUGCGAUUACCGGGUCUUAUUCAAGAUAUUGUUCCUCACUUGCAGGAUGGCAGCUUGACGAGUUUGCAUGGGAUUAAACGCUUCUUGGGUGGACGAUCAAUCGAGUUUGAUGACGGGACUGUAGUGGAUGGCGUUGACUGCGUUAUCUUGACUACAGGAUACUGCGCCGACUUUUCUGUCGCUCCUUUCAUUGAGAAGAGUAUGCCAAAGUCGCCCUCUUAUCAUGGUCCUACCAUUCAACGGCUAUACAUGAACGUGUUUCCACCAAAGUACGCAGACAGCUGCGCCGUGCUUUGCUACUCAGCAUAUGGCAAAAACAACGGUUUCUCAUUCAGCGACGUCAUGAAUAUGGCUAUUUCGAACAUUUGGCGCGGCGUGAGCAAAUUACCGUCAUACGAAGAAAUGGAGAAAUGGGUUGAUGACCAUCAAAACUGGAUCGCUGCAAACUGGGCGCGCGAGCCGCAUCUCGACGUGAGCAUGGUCAAACAAUAUGAGUUCCAACCCUGGAUGCACGAGCAAGCCGGAACGGGUAUGGAGAACCUUGGCUGGGGAUGGGCAGGAUGGAAAUUCUGGUGGAAGGAUAGAGAAAUGUACAACCUCAUGAAUCACGGUGUAGAGACAGCACACAUGUUUCGGUACUUUGAGACGGGCAAGAGAAAAACGUGGGAGGGCGCGAGGGAUGAGAUUAUUCGUCAGAAUAGGAUUGUUGAGGAGAGCUUUUCUGGGAAGAGUAAGAAGCUGAGGCAGGAAUAG